AUGCAGUGCUCGCAAGUCGCGCCGAGCGUGUGGGACUGCUUCGGCCAGACCAAGCUGACCCAGGCCAACAUCAACAGCAUCGGAUUCACGGCUGGCGUGGGGGUUCGCGUUGACUCGCACGCGUUGAGACUCACGUAUCUGGACUCGAACAGGCAGCCACUGGUUACCCGCUCAAAAUCGGCCCUCAAAAGAGCCAAGUCAACUCUGAAGAGGGAGCAGCUGUUUGGUAAGCCCGAGCUGCUGGUUGGGGUACCAGCUGGAAGGUUCCAGGCAAUGAUCAAUGGCGAUGCGUUUAAAGGGGGCGCGAUGUUUGCCGUCUCCAAUACAAACGGCAAUUGCAAGCUAUAUGUGAGCAUCCUGCUGCUCUACCGAGGCGACCUCAAGCCAGCAGCGACGCUCUCCGUUUUCAAUAUGACUUCCUCUGAAACCACCAGCAUCCCCCUCGACUGCACGUGGACCCAGCCCAGGCCCGGCGUGCAGCUGUGCGAGUGGCUCAAUGACUUCCCGGCUAAUGCCAGUCCCACCUCCACACCUGCUCCAAACGCUGACAAUGCCGCUGACUCUGCUCCCUCUGCUGCUCCCUCUGCUAUUUACGCUGCUCCUAACGCUGCUACCACCUCCACUCCUAACCCUGCUUCGGACUCUGCCUUGAAAGCUGCCAUGAGCAUGCGUGCAGUGGCCCUGCCACACCCACUUGACAAGUGGACUGAUCCAAUCGGGAACCUGGUCGUGAACUCAACGUUUACAGUGCUGGUGGAGUCAGAGGAGGGGGACACUGCUGAAGCCAUGCUGCGCUACGCACAGUGA
Molecule: messenger RNA, 807 nt
Organism: Closterium sp. Naga37s-1
Lineage: Eukaryota; Viridiplantae; Streptophyta; Zygnematophyceae; Desmidiales; Closteriaceae
Source: the annotation of a GenBank genome assembly